UUGGAAGGUCUGUCCAGAAAUUGUCUAAUAAUAGAUUAUCAAUUAUGAUCAUCAUUUUGAUUCAUGUUUUGAGGUUGCUGGGUAUCUGCAUGUGUGUAAACAGUGAGAAGGCAGCACCACCACCACCAUUAAUUGUCCAUUCACUACCAGCGCCAUCAAGUGCAUUACCAUCGCCAUGUUCACCAUUAAUUGCCCCACCACCACCACCACCACUACGACGAUCAAUUGCACCACCACCGCAACGUUCACCAUUAAUUGCCCCACCACCACCACCACCACUACGACGAUCAAUUGCACCACCACCGCAACGUUCACCAUUAAUUGCCCCAACACCACCACCGCGAUCAAUUGCACCACCACCGCCAUCAAUUACACCCCAACCACCAUCAAGUGCACUACCACCUCCAUGUUCACCAUUAAUUGCCCCAACACCACCAGUGCGAUCAAUUGCACCACCACCGCUAUGUUCACCAUUAAUUGCCUCAACACCACCAGUGCCAUCAAUUGCACCACCACCACCAUGUUCACCAUUAAUUGCCCCAACACCACCAGUGCCAUCAAUUGCACCACCACCACCAUGUUCACCAUUAAUUGCCCCAACACCACCAGUGCCAUCAAUUGCACCACCACCGCCAUCAAUUGGACCACCACCGCCAUCAAGUGCACUACCACCCCCAUGUUCACCAUUAAUUGCCCCAACACCACUAGUGCCAUCAAUUGCACCACCACUGCCUUCAAUUGGACCACCACCGCGACUUCCAUCAAUUGCACCACCAGCGCCAUCAAUUGCACCACCACUGCCGUCAAUUGCAGCACCACCGCCGUCAAUUGCAGGACCACCGCCGUCAAUUUCACCAUCAACACCGUUAAUUGCAGUACCGACGCCAUCAAUUGCAACACCACCGCCGUCAAUUGUACCACCACCGCCGUCAAUUGCAGCACCACCGCCGUCAAUUGCAGCACCACCGCCAUCAAUUGGAGCACCACCGCCAUCAAUUGCAGCACCACCGCCAUCAAUUGGAGCACCACCUCCAUCAAUUGGAGCACCACCGCCAUCAAUUGGAGCACCACCGCCAUCAAUUGCAACACCACCGCCAUCAAUUGCACCACCACCGCCAUCAAUUGCACCACGACCACGGCUUCCAUUAACAAUUGCCCCAUCACCAACAGCACCAUCAAUUGCAACGUCACCGCUUAUUACACGAUCAUCACUGCAACUACCACGACCACCACCACCAGUGAUUUCAAAUCAUGUUUCAGAUGUGUGGCGAACACUGGAUGUGAGGGCGAUGCUUCUUUUGAGCCUGCUCUUACAACUCGCUCUCUUUGUCUUGGGUAAGCGUAGAAAGCACAGUGUUAGCCUUAUCAACAAAUUGAUUCUCUGGUUAGCCUACCAAGGCAAAGAUUUGAUCAGCAUUGCUGCUCUUGGUAAGCUUUCUAAUUCAGGAGUGAGCAUUGAUGCUCGUGGCAAGCUUUCUAAUUCCAAAGUAGAUUGGGUCAACAUGAUUGCUCUUCACAAACCAACCAAUCCACUUAAGCCUCCUCCUUGGAACAAACGACAGCCUACGCAAUCUAAUUGCCAAGAAGACAAUUAUGCCUCAAAUCAAAUCUCUAAUAUUUUUACUUCACUAUGGACUCCAUUACUUACACUUAACCUCGGUGGCCCUGACACCAUCACUGCCUAUUCUUUUCAAGAUAUCCAGCUCUGGUCCAGACAUCUCCUCAUCUUAGUUGUCGAAUGCUAUCUUGCCUUCUGUGACAUUAUUUGGUCAGUGAACCAAUCUUUUCUCCCUGUUUUCUCAGUUCCUCUCUAUUUUGUUGGAAUCAGCAAACACAUAGAGAGUAUUUUGUGUCUUGAAUUCACCAACUCUUUGAAAACAAACUCCGACUUUAAAAAUCCUGGUCUUCAAUCUCACCCAUUAAUAGAAAAUCAAGAAUCAAAAGAAGUCCUCCUGGGUUAUAUUUUGUUUGCAGCUAUGAGACCGGAUGUCAAUGAUUACCUCUGUUAUAAGGAGUAUCCCCUGUCCUUUAAAGAGAGAAUGAGAACCUAUCUAAGGGAAAAUCAAGUCAAAUCAAUUCUGCAAGGCUUGCUUGAAAGUGACGAGCGAAGGAGUGGUAAUCAUUUGACUCAUUUUGACAUAGCUGUUGUAGAACUGGGAUUUAUAUUUGAUGUUGUUUACACAAAAGCUCAUUUCAUUUAUACUUGGAAAGGAUGCAUCCUGCGCCUCAUCAGCUUCACUCUUUCUAUUGGAACUCUGUUUUUCUUCAUCUUCCGGUUAGCAUUCGGGGGUUUGAUGCUGAACAAAAUAGCACCAGAUGAUGUUUUCAUAACAAUGUGCAUGUUGGUUGAAACUGUUGCACUGGAUACUUGUGCUGUGCUCUCAAAUCUUUGUUCUGAUUGGGCAGUAAUUUUAAUGUAUAACAACUGUUCGGCACCCAAAAUCCUCCAGUAUGUCUUGCAAUACUUUCCUUGCUUCUUAAGUCUACAGAAGAAGCGGUCAGCUUGGAUGGGACAAUUUGAUUUGUUGGAUUAUUGCUGGAAUUCUAGGAUGGUCCGGGUUUAUAGGUUUCUACAAAAGUACUGUAGCGGUGAUAUUCUUGAAAGUUGUCACAGGUUAAAGCAUACCAAGUUUGUGGAAGUUCCAAACCGUUUGAAGCCAAAAGAGGUUUACCAAAGUCGGCUAGAUUCCUUCUUCGUCCCAAGUGAUUCCUUUGAAGCAACAAGGGGGGAGAGGACGCUUGUUGAACUGGGGGAGAGAAUAUCUGAUAUACGUGCUGACCUCGAAUUUAGCAUCAAAAUCCACUUUGAUGCUAGCAUCAUAGCCUGGCACCUGGCCACAUGUAUUUGUUACCAUCAAGAUUCCCAGAACCCCAAUAAUGCUCGCAAUGAAGCCAUGAAGAUCAGCAAAUAUUUUUCAGAUUAUAUGAUGUAUCUGCUGGUCAUGCGGCCUGCUAUGCUACUGCCUGACGAUUGUAGGAGUUUCUCGUCGGAUUCUGCUCUUGAUAAGCUCACGGACCUUAUCUCAAAGGCAUCAAAUAAGGACGCUGCUGUGAAUUCACUGUUGCUGGACCAGCGCGAAAUCAGUGCCGAGACUGCAAUGGGGAAUCUGCCAAAAUAUGCGGGAUACCUGGCCACAAAAUUGAACCGAAACAGAUAUAAAUGGGAGCUGAUAAAGGCAAUGUGGAUUGAAAUGCUUCUUUAUGCAGCACAUUCGGACCAGCAUAUAAACCAUGUUAGGCAGCUGGGAGAAUACGGACGAGAAUUCAUUAGCAUAAUCUGGGUCAUGGGAAGCUAUCGUGUCAUACAAGAGGUGAUAGAGGAGGAGGAUUGUGUAAAGGAGGAGUAGCCAUUAUACUCUCAGACUUUGCUGAAGGGAAUUUAUGGGUGUUCAGUGUUCUUGUGUGUUUGAGAAAGUGUGCCAGUCUUGAUGCAAUUAGUAUCUUUGUUUCUUGUGCAGUCUUUUUUUUCGAUGGUGUGUUUCUUGUGUAAUCUAGCCCUUGGACUUGAAAUAAAUAUCAGACAAUUGU
Molecule: messenger RNA, 3528 nt
Organism: Rubroshorea leprosula
Lineage: Eukaryota; Viridiplantae; Streptophyta; Magnoliopsida; Malvales; Dipterocarpaceae
Source: the annotation of a GenBank genome assembly